AUGCUAAAAACACGAUGCAACCUAAACACGUUUCCUGUGGGGUUUCUCAGCGUCGAUGAGGAAACGUUGUAUGGGAAAUGGGACUGCGAUGAGGUAACCUCUCUGGGAAGGUCCAGCAUGGGCAUUGGAAGUGAUCAUUUGGUUCCGAGUGGUGACACUGGCAGGAUCUACCCUAAUAGCAUCCAUAUAAAUACCAUUUUUGGACUCAUUUUGAACUUAUCAUGCACCACUGCCACUGAAACCUUUCAGGAAACAGGAGGAGAAAUGGAUGGAGCAGUGUACAUCGAGCUGGAAGUAACUUUUAGCGUUUUACUUUCAACCCAUGAACGUGGUGCAUGCGUCAAGGAGAACGCAAACAACCGGUCUGAGAUGACUGAGGCCGCUCCUCGCGAUGUACAGGAUAAUGAGAAGGAUAAAACAGACCUAGCCACACCUGCAGAUUUUACGGAUCGAAUGAUGGAAAUGUCAUCCGACCCUUCGGUCGACGAAUUUAUCUAUGCGGAAUGGAACGAUGAAUGUAUUGAAAAGCAUUUCCCUGUUGCCUAUGCCACAGUUGCUCGCUAUAUACCUAAUGUGUCGGAGAUGCCUGGAAAAUUCUGGAUUCUCUACCGUCGUCUCCUCCGGAUUUUAGCAAAAAUAGUUGCGAAUCUAAAAUGGAAGGUUGAAAAUUCCAAAGGGCCAGUCCGGGAGAAAGAAGUCUAUGGCUAUUUUUGGUCUACAGCCUUGACUCUAGACCGCCACCGCUCCUGCAAAAAUGAGGAUGAUAUCGCAAGUGCAACCGGGUUGGGAACGAGCGGUGACGAAGUGGAGUGGGCAGAGGAAAUUUGCGAAGGAUGA
Molecule: messenger RNA, 837 nt
Organism: Guyanagaster necrorhizus
Lineage: Eukaryota; Fungi; Basidiomycota; Agaricomycetes; Agaricales; Physalacriaceae
Exons: 6
Coding region: 1-837 (278 amino acids)
Source: RefSeq, a predicted model, not a curated record